UAGCAUGUCCUCUCCCUCCAAAGAACAGAGAAACGCACGUAUAGUGAUGACUACCCUGCUACUCACUGAGCAAAUAACACAAGAAGACCACGGCUCGGAGGGAAACUACGUCCUUUAUGGAUCCUUGUGUUCCCAAAUCACCGAGGAAGCUGAAUAUGUGAAAAAGCAGCUACCUCAAGUCGCGGGCAAUAAAGCGGAGCCAAAGAGCAGCGGCUGGAGCUGGAGCUGCAGCCCCGUUGCGACGACGAUGAAGGAAACAGAAGAGCAGCUGCUGCUGGUGAGCAGGGAAAACCAAGUGCUGAAGAUCAAGCUGGAAGCCACGAGAGAAGCAGGUGUACAGGCUCUCAGAUCUGCCUCCCAGAAACUGUAUGAGAAUUACCAGACUCUGUCAGAAGAACUGAAAAAAAGGCAUGAGACUGAGAAGCAGCAAAUACAGGCCUACAAUCUCCAACAAGCAGAAAAGCUCCGGCAAAGCUCAGAAAACGCCAGCCGCCUCGCUGAAGGCAUCAGGGAGAAAUGUACCCGCCUCGCAGAGAUGGAGACGCGCGUGCAAAGGAUGGAGGAGGAAAAGAAAACUCUGAUAGAGAAGAAAAUGUCAUUUGAAAAGAUGCUUCAACAGAUGAUGUCAAGGAAUGAAGACAGCAAACGGUGCCUGGAUCUCCAGAGGCAGAUUUCCACCUUGCAGGAGCAGAUCUGCCACCUGCAGCGGGUGAUCCAGGCGCAGCACCAGGGCCUGCGCAGCGUGAUACAGGAGGCAGAGGAACUGAACAAUGAACUCAGAAGCCAAGAUAAAAAAAUAGAAAACCUGACAGAGAAGCUGACUGCGCUGGAAGCACAGAAUAAAGAACUGAAAGACAGAGUGGAGUUUUGGUCUGGCCAGCCCAAGGCUAAAGUUUCAAAAGCUGUCUGGACAGACGCCCCACGAGCUUUUGGAGCACCCCCUUACCUGAUGCUCACCAGGCUAAGGAAGCAAGAGAGCUAAAGGACCGACUGGAUGUUUGUCUCCUACCUUUGCCAGAAGGACUUUUUCUGUGUGUUGCAACCCGUAACUCCCUACGGCCUCUUUGUUACUGCUGCCUGUCUGCGAAAGGCGGUGCAGAAGCGGUGCUGCAGAGCUGCAUUGGAAAGAAUAAACCUGGAAACAAGGCCAGAGCUGACGAGAGAGGCGGUGAGCUCAUGAAUGCCCGCACAGCCCAGACGGCAAAGGCAUCCCCGGCCAUACCUGGGGGAUGCUGCACCGCCGGACCAGCUCUGCGCCUGCCCUGGUGCGGGCAGCAGCAGGCAGCUGCCUGCACGAAGGGCCUCCCACCUACACAGACUGCAGCAGAGACUCAGUUUAACCACAACUCUCAUUUAGGUAAGAUUAUAAAAUA
This is a messenger RNA of Gymnogyps californianus (California condor), 1373 nucleotides long. It is a transcript of the gene CCDC68, whose product is annotated as coiled-coil domain containing 68. Lineage: Eukaryota; Metazoa; Chordata; Aves; Accipitriformes; Cathartidae. Gene Ontology annotation, biological process: intracellular signal transduction. The coding region runs from base 5 to 982 and encodes 325 amino acids. The transcript is spliced from 10 exons. Gene Ontology annotation, cellular component: intracellular anatomical structure. The record is from RefSeq and is a predicted model, not a curated record.